GACUCACAUUCGAAGACUGUUUACCAACUUAUCUCCAACUCCCAUCCUCCAAUCCCAUAUCCUUUGUCCCACGCGUUCAUCUUCAUUGACCGUAUAGCCGGACUACAUCUCCAUCCAGCUAGUACAGCAUUAUACAGCGGUUUGAUCAUGUGGAGCUUCAGCUUUAGAGACCGAGUUUUCGACAUCGCAGGGGAAGAUUUCAAGGUGGUGAAGCAGUUGACCGAGGAGGACGAUGAAGAACUGGGUCAACGCAAGGUUCAAGCAAUAGCCAGGAGACUAGACCAAAAAUACUUGCUCAAGAUACGCUAUCAGCUUGACCCGAAAGACUGUGAUCUAGACGAUCCAAAGGAGAUAUUGGAGUUUUCCGAACAGGACUUCUGCCAUGAAGCUGAGCUCACACAACUCCUGUCUACUCACGGAUAUGGGCCAAGGUAUCAUAAUCAUGAGACCCAGAAUCAGCCUGAAUGGAUGCCUUUUCCUGGAGGCUAUCUCGAAUUUAUCGUCAUGGACUUUCCACCUGGGGAGAACGUUGACGAGAUCCAAUUUGAUCUCACCGAUCGCCAGCGCAAGAGCAUCAGGACCAAGCUAGCGAAUCUAUUGGAGCUGAUGCGCAAGAACGACUACUGUAUGAGCGAGCAGCACCCCAGCUACCUUCAUUACGAUGCUCAGGCGGACAACCUUUACUUGGUAGAUCUUUCGGGCUUUGGAUACAUCGACUCAGCCAAAUCCUAUCCGAUCGAUGAGGAGAGUCCAUUUGUGACAGCGUUUAAUCUCUGGUGGAAGGAGUACCUGGAGUCUACUAGAGGAGGUCAGGAGUCCAGCGGAAUUCCAUUGUCUCAUCAACCAAUUAAGAAGGAGAAUCAGCCCCCGGGAAAGACUUAAAUUCUCUGCACAUCUGGCAUGACCAUGUUUGGCAGAACUCACUUUGACUAGCUUGAGGACUAGCUAGAGCAUCCCUUUGUUGUUGUCGGAGAUGCGUGCAGGGAUGAUAGGACGAAGAACUCAUUGUUAUCAUAAUCAGUAUAUAACAGUAACCAG
This is a messenger RNA of Aspergillus welwitschiae, 1038 nucleotides long. RefSeq lists its product as uncharacterized. Bases 148 to 882 code for a protein of 244 amino acids. The record is from RefSeq and is a predicted model, not a curated record. The transcript is spliced from 2 exons. Lineage: Eukaryota; Fungi; Ascomycota; Eurotiomycetes; Eurotiales; Aspergillaceae.